Merops nubicus (carmine bee-eater) is the source of this 1207-nucleotide messenger RNA. RefSeq names its product F-box and leucine-rich repeat protein 2 (gene FBXL2). The record is from RefSeq and is a predicted model, not a curated record. The transcript is spliced from 13 exons. Gene Ontology annotation, molecular function: protein binding. Gene Ontology annotation, cellular component: SCF ubiquitin ligase complex. Gene Ontology annotation, biological process: SCF-dependent proteasomal ubiquitin-dependent protein catabolic process. The annotation marks the transcript as partial. NCBI's taxonomy places the organism in Eukaryota, Metazoa, Chordata, Aves, Coraciiformes, Meropidae.
AAUAUUCUCUUUCUUGGACAUAGUUACAUUGUGUCGGUGUGCACAAGUUUCCAAGGCAUGGAAUGUUUUAGCUCUGGAUGGAAGCAACUGGCAAAGAAUAGACCUUUUUAACUUUCAAACAGAUAUAGAGGGUCGUGUUGUGGAAAAUAUAUCGAAAAGGUGUGGUGGGUUCCUGAGACAACUUAGUCUGAGGGGAUGUCUUGGUGUUGGAGACUCCUCUUUGAAGACCUUUGCACAGAACUGCAGAAACAUCGAACACUUAAAUCUCAAUGGGUGCACCAAAAUCACUGACAGCACGUGUUACAGUCUUAGCAGAUUCUGUUCCAAGCUGAAACAUCUGGAUCUGACAUCUUGUGUAGCCAUCACAAACAGCUCUUUGAAAGGCUUAAGUGAGGGUUGCAGAAAUCUGGAACAUUUGAAUCUUUCCUGGUGUGAUCAGAUUACGAAGGAUGGUAUUGAAGCACUGGUGAAAGGGUGUAGUGGACUAAAAGCUCUAUUUCUUAGAGGUUGCACACAGCUAGAAGAUGAAGCAUUGAAACACAUUCAGAAUCACUGUCAUGAACUUGUAAUCCUGAAUUUGCAAUCCUGUACACAAAUAUCAGAUGAAGGCAUUGUAAAAAUCUGCAGAGGAUGCCACAGACUUCAGUCCCUCUGUGUUUCAGGCUGUAGCAACCUCACAGAUGCUUCUCUCACUGCACUUGGCCUCAACUGCCCAAGGCUGAAGAUUUUGGAAGCUGCAAGAUGUUCCCACCUGACAGAUGCUGGGUUCACCCUUUUAGCACGGAAUUGCCACGAGCUGGAGAAGAUGGAUUUGGAAGAGUGUGUUUUGAUAACUGACAGCACGUUGAUACAACUGUCUAUACACUGCCCGAAGCUACAAGCACUGAGCUUAUCUCACUGUGAACUGAUCACGGAUGAUGGGAUCCUUCAUCUGAGCAACAGUACGUGUGGUCACGAGAGGCUGCAGGUGCUGGAGCUGGACAACUGUCUGCUCAUCACUGACGUGACUCUGGAACACCUGGAGAACUGCCACAACCUGGAGAGAAUUGAGCUGUACGACUGCCAGCAGGUCACACGAGCUGGAAUCAAGCGCAUCAGGGCUCACCUACCUCACGUGAAGGUUCACGCCUACUUCGCCCCGGUGACCCCCCCGCCCUCGGUGGGGGGCGGCGGCCAGCGGCUCUGCAGGUGCUGCAUCCUGCUCUGA